AUGGAAACGAUAUUAUUAAAAGAGUGGGAACAAACCUUAAAUACUCUUAAAGUUAUGUAUAACCAUUUGUUUUGCUUAAAUCUGACAGCCCUAAUCAUGCAUAAAAAAACUGAAGCAGAAGAAGAAGAGGGAACGGAAAACGACGUAGAAUCGGCUGAAAAUUUGGAAGAUUCGGACCAAAAACGAGGAAUAAAAAUAAAACAAUUAGGAGGUCCUCUACUGGCACAAACGCAAAUAUCUACGAGCCAACAGGACUUCUUUAAAAUGCUGGAAAAUAGAAUAGAAAAUGGUCCAGACUACAACUCGGAAAGCGAAUCGGAACAGGCGGCCGAGGCGGUAAGAUUGAACUCGUUGCUUAAGGAUUGGGAAACCGCCAGCGCUGGAUCUCGAUCGUUGCCCGCCACCCCAAAACGAAGGCCCAAACCGCCUCCGGGGGGCCGCAACGAUGCUGUACGAUCAGCGGAGGCGGCGAGGGAGGCGGCGGCGGACAGGCAGCACCAGCAGCCGCCGCUGUCGCACGAUAGAAACUACGUCUCGCAGAUAUCACCAAACUUAAUCCAUCAAUCAUAUGGCGUGACGCAGAUGUACAAACCGAUCCCAUACAACAACCCGAACUACAUCGCGCCCGGAACAUCGCACCAAAUGGCAGCAUAUCCAUCAGCAAUGCAAUAUUCUGCCAUAAGCCCAAUGUACACAAGCCAGCCGACAUAUCCAACAUCACAAGUACGCCAAUAUUCCGGCUACAACCAACACGGAAGCCCCAUCAAGGCAUACGUGAACGUGAACUCUUCUCCAAAACACAUUUCAUUUGAUCAACCAGCUGCCUACAGCCCCAGUCACAAAUUCUACGGUCCCCCAGUGCAAGUACCGAUCGCACCAAAAGUUCCGUUCAGCAAUGGGGAUUUGAUACAAUCCCAAAUGUACCAACAGCAUCAAAUGCAGCAGUACCAUCAGUACAAAAUGGCCAGGGAGCAGGUGAUGGCUCAACAUCAACCUUACCCUGGACCUGCGCCACCGGCCAACUAUAGAGUUGUAAGGAACUAUCAAAGUAGCGUCACCAUUCCAAUAGUGAAAACCCCCCAGCAAGAAAUGAAUUCACAUUCUCGAAAACAAUAUGAACUGACGUAA
This is a messenger RNA of Brassicogethes aeneus, 1128 nucleotides long. Lineage: Eukaryota; Metazoa; Arthropoda; Insecta; Coleoptera; Nitidulidae. The record is from the annotation of a GenBank genome assembly.